GAGUGUGGUGAAGCAGGAAGUGCGUGAAUACUUCAACAAAAUCUUCAAAGAAGAGUAGUGGGAUAGACUGAAAAUGGGUCGGCUACAAUUCAAGCAGCUAAAUGAAGAAGACAACGGUUGGCUAGAAAGAGAAGUGUCAGCGGAAGAAGUGAAACAAGCAGUGUGGGAUUGCGGAGGAGACAAAUCUCCUGGCCCUGAUGGAUUCAGUUUCCAUAUUAUCAAAUCCAUUUGGAAUGUGAUCGAGAAAGACAUUGUCGAUUUUGUCCAAGAAUUCUCUAGGAAUGGCAAACUAGUGCUGGCAAAUAGGAUUAAGAAAGUACUACCCAAGGUGAUAAGUGGGACACAAUCAGCCUUUUUGGGAGGAAGGCAGAUCACAGAUGGUAUUCUGAUUCUUAAUGAAGUGGUAGAGGAAAUCAGGAGGAAAAAUAUCAGUAGCUUCAUAUUCAAAGCAGAUUUCGAAAAGGCAUACGACAGCGUGAAUUGGGCUUUUCUGGAUGAAAUGAUGAGAAGGCUCAGUUUUGGGGAGAAAUGGAGAUUGUGGAUUAAGGAAUGUCUGCAAACAGCCUCAGUAUCAGUGCUCGUUAAUGGAAGCCCAACGGAAGAAUUUAAAAUGGAGAAGGGGUUAAGACAAGGUGACCCGAUUGCUUCGUUCCUUUUUCUUAUUGUGGCUGAAGGGCUGAAUGUGUUAAUCGAAUCAGCUAUCAACAAAGAAUUAUUCCAAGGAAUUCCUGUAGGCUCCGGUGAUCUUAACAUCUCACAUCUCCAAUUCGCUAAUGAUACUGCUGUAAUGGGGAAGGCAGAACUGGGCAAUAUUAAAGCAGUGAAAGGGAUUUUGAGAUGGUUUGAAUUGAUCUCAAGCUUGAAGAUUAAUUUCAACAAAAGUGUCUUGUACUCAUACCAUGUCUCGAAUGAAUGGAGGAGAAUGGCAGCAGCUAAUCUUAACUGCAAAUCUGGAGUGUUCCCCUUCACUUACCUCGGGAUGCCAAUAGGUGACAGUAUGUGUAGAAGAAAGCGUUGGAUUCCAGUUAUUGACAACUUUAAUAAAAAGCUGGUAGUCUGGAAAGCGAAAAGCCUGUUGAUUGGUGGCCGAGUUACAUUGCUAAGGGAAAAGAAUGAAGAACAAAGAUUAAAGGAGAUCCUCAUAAGCGGGAUUGUGCUAUCAUCCCAACCGGACCAAUGGAGCUGGAGCGUAGAUGCAGCAAAUGGCUACACAGUCGGCAAGGCAUACUCAAUGAUGGUUGGACAAAGUAGAAUUCUGGAGGCAAGAAUAUGCAAAAGGAUAUGGAACAAACUAAAUCUGACAAAAGUAAGCUGUUUUGGUUGGCGCCUCUUACUUAAUGGCCUUCCAACAAAAUCAAAUCUUCAAAAGAGGGGCAUUUUGAUUGAAGAAGAGGAGAGCAUCUGCAACAUUUGUAGAAGGAAUGUCGAGGAUGAAAAUCACUUAUUUGUUCAGUGUUACAAGAUCCAAGAGCUAUGGAUGAGAUGUUACAAAUGGUGGGGGAUUUCCAUCUCCCUCCCCAAUUCUAUUUCUUUUCUUUGCGAAGCACAUAGCCAAGGGAUAAAGAAAUUAGUUACUACUGAUGUGUGGUUUUUCAUCUUCUUGGUGGUGACAUGGUCCAUAUGGUACACAAGAAACAAAAUCAUACACAACUCACAUCAAUAGGAAGAAGACAAAAUAUUUGAUCUAAUUCAAAGGAGGUCUUUUGCAUGGAUUAGAGGGAAAUCUGUAAACACUAUGUUCUCCUUUUUUUAGUUGGUGUAAUUUCCCUAGCUUAUGUGUACAAGAAAUCACUAAAAACUAGAUUCUUGAAUGUUCUCAUAGGCUAUCUUUUGUAAUGUCUCAUGGAGACUAAGAGUUGAGCACCACUUGUACUCCUCACCUCAAUAAAAUAUUUUGAUUCAU
This is a messenger RNA of Rubroshorea leprosula, 1903 nucleotides long. The record is from the annotation of a GenBank genome assembly. NCBI's taxonomy places the organism in Eukaryota, Viridiplantae, Streptophyta, Magnoliopsida, Malvales, Dipterocarpaceae.